This is a messenger RNA of Fusarium musae, 3351 nucleotides long. RefSeq lists its product as uncharacterized. Gene Ontology annotation, biological process: regulation of transcription by RNA polymerase II; nucleosome organization. The record is from RefSeq and is a predicted model, not a curated record. The transcript has 5 exons. Gene Ontology annotation, molecular function: ATP-dependent chromatin remodeler activity; ATP binding; histone binding. NCBI's taxonomy places the organism in Eukaryota, Fungi, Ascomycota, Sordariomycetes, Hypocreales, Nectriaceae. Gene Ontology annotation, cellular component: chromatin; nucleus. Bases 1 to 3351 code for a protein of 1116 amino acids.
AUGGCGCCUCGCUCUCGAGCUAAAGCUGUCGAUACUGACGCGUCCAUGUCUGACGCGCAGGAGCAUCGUCAAGAAGAAGAGAUGGAAGUUGACGAGACCCCCGACUACACUGAUACCGAGAACCCUAGCACUACUGCUAGCAGCGUCGCCGGAGAGCCUACGGGGGAUGGCCGUAGGCGCCGCACAGAAGUCAAUCAACUUCGUCGUAGCAUUUUUGGAAAGAAGCACGAUCGCUUAGGCGAGUCAAAGGAAGAUGACACUAUUCGUCGAUUUCGAUACCUCCUCGGCCUGACAGACCUCUUCCGCCAUUUCAUUGAAACAAACCCCGACCCCAAGAUUCGCGAUAUCAUGACCGAAAUCGAUCGACAGAAUGCCGAAUCUGCGCGGGGCAAGAAGGGUGCCGGAAGGCAAGGGGGUGCCACGAGCGAGCGACGCCGACGUACUGAAGCUGAAGAAGACGCCGAACUCUUGAAAGAUGAGAAGCACGGCGGCUCCGCUGAGACGGUCUUCCGAGAAUCCCCUCCGUUCAUCCAUGGCACCAUGCGAGACUACCAGGUUGCCGGUCUCAAUUGGCUGAUUUCCCUGCAUGAGAAUGGUAUUUCUGGUAUUCUUGCCGAUGAAAUGGGACUUGGAAAGACCCUGCAAACUAUUUCAUUUCUCGGCUACUUGCGACACAUCCUUGACAUUACUGGACCACACUUGGUCAUCGUGCCCAAGUCCACGCUCGAUAACUGGAAGCGAGAGUUUGCCAAAUGGACACCCGAGGUCGAUGUUUUGGUGCUUCAGGGUGCUAAAGAUGAACGGCAAACUCUAAUCAACAACCGGCUUGUUGACGAGAAGUUUGAUGUUUGCAUUACCAGCUACGAAAUGGUGCUUCGAGAGAAAGCGCAUUUGAAGAAGUUUGCUUGGGAAUACAUCAUCAUCGACGAAGCGCAUCGCAUCAAGAACGAAGAGUCAUCACUGUCACAGGUUAUCCGAUUGUUCUCCUCCAGAAACCGAUUACUUAUUACGGGCACACCGUUACAAAACAACCUGCACGAACUCUGGGCUCUCCUGAAUUUCUUGCUUCCUGAUGUUUUCGGCGAUUCUGAAGCAUUUGAUCAGUGGUUCUCUGGUCAAGACCGCGAUCAAGACACGGUCGUACAACAACUACAUAGAGUCCUCCGCCCCUUCUUACUGCGUCGUGUGAAGAGCGAUGUGGAGAAGAGUCUUUUGCCCAAGAAAGAGGUCAAUGUUUAUCUUGGCAUGUCGGAGAUGCAGAUUAAAUGGUACCAGAAGAUUCUGGAGAAAGACAUUGAUGCUGUGAACGGCGCUGGUGGCAAACGAGAGUCAAAGACACGACUGCUCAAUAUCGUGAUGCAGCUUCGAAAAUGUUGUAACCACCCAUAUCUGUUCGAGGGCGCCGAGCCCGGACCCCCUUACACAACCGAUGAGCAUUUGAUUUACAAUGCUGGCAAGAUGGCAGUUCUCGACAAGCUCCUCAAGCGGCUCCAGAAGCAGGGAAGCCGCGUUCUCAUCUUCUCUCAAAUGAGCCGACUAUUGGAUAUUCUCGAAGACUAUUGUGUCUUUCGGGAGUACAAAUAUUGUCGAAUCGAUGGUGGCACAGCGCAUGAAGAUCGAAUUGCUGCCAUUGACGAAUACAACAAACCUGGUUCGGAGAAAUUUGUCUUCCUCCUUACAACGCGUGCUGGUGGUUUGGGCAUUAACUUGACGACUGCCGACAUUGUUAUUCUCUAUGACAGCGACUGGAACCCUCAAGCUGAUCUUCAGGCCAUGGAUCGAGCCCAUCGUAUUGGUCAGACUAAGCAGGUUGUUGUAUACAGAUUUGUCACAGAUAACGCCAUCGAAGAAAAGGUCCUGGAGAGAGCUGCCCAGAAGCUACGACUAGACCAACUGGUUAUCCAACAAGGCCGUGCCCAACAAGCCGCUAAAGCUGCAGCCAACAAAGAUGAGCUUCUUUCCAUGAUCCAACACGGUGCUGAGAAGGUCUUUCAGUCUAAGGGGCCUACCGGCAACAUGGCCUCCAAGGAUGGCGAAGUUGGUGAUGACGAUAUCGACGAGAUCCUUGCAAAGGGCGAAAACCGAACAAAGGAGCUGAACGCAAAAUAUGAGAAGUUGGGAAUCGAUGAUCUGCAAAAGUUUACCUCAGAGUCUGCUUACGAGUGGAAUGGCGAGAACUUCGCCAACACAAAGAAAAAUAUCAACAUGACCUGGAUCAACCCGGCCAAGCGAGAGCGAAAGGAGCAGUCAUACUCAAUGGAUAAGUACUUCCGGCAAACUAUGUAUCCCAACCCCAAGGCCGAUGCUAAGCCAAAGGCACCCCGGGCACCAAAGCAAGUUCCUGUUCAUGACUACCAAUUUUACCCCCCUCGCUUGCGAGAUCUCCAAGAUAGGGAGACUGCUUACUAUCGGAAGGAGAUUGGGUAUAAGGUACCUCUACCUGACGGUGAUGAAGAAAAUCUUGAAGAGCGAGAGGCCGAAAGAGCCCUCGACCAGCAGGAGAUUGACAACGCUACACCUUUGACUGAGGAAGAGAGGGAGGAAAAAGAGAAGUUAUCGCUACAAGGUUUUGGAGACUGGAACAAACGGGACUUUCAGCAAUUUGUCAAUGGAUCGGGCAAAUACGGACGAACUGACUACGAAGGCAUCUCUAACGAGAUUGACAGCAAGUCAGCCCCCGAAAUCAAGGCUUAUGCAAAGGUUUUUUGGCAACGCUAUACCGAGAUCGCCGACUACCCGAAAUACAUCAAGACUAUCGAAGAUGGCGAGGAGCGGACUCGCCGUAUUGGCCAUCACCAAAAGCUUUUGAGAAAAAAGAUGCAGCAGUAUCGAGUCCCUCUGCAGCAGCUCAAGAUCAACUAUUCUGUGUCGACUACCAACAAGAAGGUUUACACUGAAGAAGAGGACCGAUUCCUUUUGGUUUUGCUCGAUCGAUAUGGCAUUGAUUCGGAAGGUCUCUACGAAAAGAUGCGAGACGACAUUAGAGAGUCGCCUCUGUUCCGAUUUGACUGGUUCUUUCUCAGUCGAACACCAAUUGAGCUGUCUCGUCGAUGCACUACUUUGAUCACUACUAUUGUUAAAGAGUUCGAAGACGUCCCUGCUCGUGGCUCAAACGGAGUGAAUGGAAAAUCUAAGCGAGAGCCUGACGAUGAGAAUGACGAAGAUAGCAUUCUUGGUAUGGCACCAGCAAAGAAGAAGGCCAAAAACGGCGUCAAGAACAAGGCACUCGAUAAUGUCAAGUCCGUCAAGUCUAGCAAGAAUAGCUCUGCCACGCCAUCAAGAGCAUCUAGUGUUGCCUCUACCGUAUCCGCAGGAGGUUCUGCUAAGGGCAAGAAGGGUAAAAAGAAGUGA